CAUACACGAAAUAUUAUUUAGUCGGUGGUAAUCUCACAAAUCAAGACUUCUUCUCUACCCCUUCAAGAAAAAGAGGCUUUCAAAGCCUUGAAGAUAAAUAACCCUAUAACAGGCAACCAUCCCUUUCCUACCUAAUGGGCGUUUGCGGUGCAACCAAUCAGAAGCAUCUUGAAAGACCAUGGCUGCAAUGUCCUACUACAUAGUACGCACAUAAAUAGGUAGCAUUCAUUCCCGACCACAGACCAUAAUUUCAUAUCCACGGUAUCGCACAAAAUUCAUCCACUAGGUCACAUUCUGUUCAACAAUCAACCAGCCAAUAUGUACCGACAAUCUCGGGAACUGGAGGCUCGUCGUCGUAGACUAGCCGCUGAGGCUGGACGUCAGCGGGCGGCAGCAGCCCGCCCUCUUCAAAUCAUCACGACUGAGUCCGAGCCCUUGGCGGAAGUGGACGUGACAGGAUUGGGUCGUCUAGCCAAUUUGCCCAAUGAGAUCAUUAUGGUAGUCUUUAACAACUGCAGCCUAUACUCUCUCUUACGACUUGAGCGUGUAAACAAGGCUGCUAAAACGUUCGUGAACCUCUUACAAGAUAUCGAGUACAUCAAAGCGACUGCGAAGGGUAUCAUUCAACGUGCGGUGCCACAUUACCGCAACUUCAUGAUUACCAUCUUGAAGAUUACAACGUAUCAUGGAUUACGAUACCUUUUAACUACCUUUACCUGCGAGCUUUGCGGCAAGCCGGGAUCGUUUCGUAUGAUCAAAGUCAAGGUCCUCUGUGAGGAUUGUCACAGUCCGAGGAAGCAAUAGAAAAACCGAAGGUGACCGCAUACCAAUUAGAGACGGUUCGUCAGAGCACAGGAUACUAUGAUUGCUUUCUUUUCUAGAAAGACUAAUAUUAAAUCGCCAGUUUCGAUAACCUAGAAGCGAAAGCGAUUAUAUCAAGGGUUAUGUACAAGCGUGCGGCAUUGAUUUCUUAUACUACCUACAACCUAUUAGCAAGACCAGCAAACAAAAAGAACACCCCAACGCCAAGAUGAUGCGUUGGAAAUCAUGCUCAUGAGAUAUGAAAUAGGAGUUGGCAACAUCGCGGGCUUUCUUUAUCGUUACUACUGAACGAUGCUAUCUGUCUAUAUCUUGAUAGCGGUCUCAUUUCCAAUGUUAAAGUGAAUGAUAGGUACCUCUCAUACGAGAUAGCCGUAUGUAAAAUACAGUAUGGCUCAUGACCUUAUAA
This is a messenger RNA of Daldinia vernicosa, 1228 nucleotides long. RefSeq lists its product as uncharacterized. The transcript is spliced from 2 exons. The coding region runs from base 319 to 804 and encodes 161 amino acids. The record is from RefSeq and is a predicted model, not a curated record. NCBI's taxonomy places the organism in Eukaryota, Fungi, Ascomycota, Sordariomycetes, Xylariales, Hypoxylaceae. Gene Ontology annotation, molecular function: protein binding.